Messenger RNA from Sinocyclocheilus grahami, 1618 nucleotides. RefSeq lists its product as uncharacterized. The record is from RefSeq and is a predicted model, not a curated record. Bases 22 to 1017 code for a protein of 331 amino acids. Lineage: Eukaryota; Metazoa; Chordata; Actinopteri; Cypriniformes; Cyprinidae. The transcript is spliced from 8 exons.
GAGCAAACUACAUAAAGAGCAAUGCACUCAUCCAUGUUGAUCUGGUUCAAACACAUUUACACUGAGGACAGACAGGUGAGGAUGGGUGACCUUGUGAUUUUGUUGCUCACACUUUUUCCUGGGCUGUGCAUUGCUGAUUUGACAGAGAAUAUCGCUGUUGGAGCUGAAGCUGUCCAGUCUUCCACAUACAAUCAUUUAGGAGCUGCUCAAAAUGCUGUUGAUGGCAAUAGUGAGUCAAAUUACAUGCUCGGGUCCUGCACUCACACUGCAGGGGACGAUCCCUGGUGGAGAGUUGACUUGAGGAAAGUGCACACGGUAACCAGUGUUAGUAUCACUAAUCGAGGAGACUGUUGUGAAGAGAGGAUAGUUGGUGCUCAGAUCCGUAUCGGCAACAGCCUGGAAAAUAAUGGCAACAGCAAUGAUCUGGCUGCAACUGUUGGGUUCAUCCAAUCUGGAGGCACAAAAACCUUUGAUUUUAAGCCUGUUAAGGGGAGAUUUGUCAACAUUUUUCUGCCUGGGCACGGGAAAUACCUCACUUUGUGUGAAGUAAAGGUAUUUUCAGUAAAGGAGACAUCAGAGUGCUCUUGUGAUUCAAAGAAUCUCGCUGUUGGAGCUGAAGCUGUCCAGUCUUCCACAUACAAUCAUUUAGGAGCUGCUCAAAAUGCUGUUGAUGGCAAUAGUGAGUCAAAUUACAUGCUCGGGUCCUGCACUCACACUGCAGGGGACGAUCCCUGGUGGAGAGUUGACUUGAGGAAAGUGCACACGGUAACCAGUGUUAGUAUCACUAAUCGAGGAGACUGUUGUGAAGAGAGGAUAGUUGGUGCUCAGAUCCGUAUCGGCAACAGCCUGGAAAAUAAUGGCAACAGCAAUGAUCUGGUUACAACUAUUGGGUUCAUCCCAUCUGGAGGCACAAACACAUUUGAUUUUAAGCCUGUUAAGGGGAGAUAUGUCAACAUUUUUCUACCUGGGACCAAUAAAUACCUCACUCUGUGUGAAGUCGAGGUGUUUGCAGAUUAAGUGCAACAAGAUGAAGUUACACCUCAGUCCACUCAUCCCUGAAGCAAAAAAAAAAAUGGGACAAGCAUUUCUAAGAUGCACUAAUAUCGCUCUUAUUUCAUUCUUCUACUUUUUAAAAGCAUAUUUUAUCCUUAAGAGCUGUUUCAAUGCAACUUAUAGUAAAGGUUUUUAAAAUGCCUUGAGAAAAUGUGCUGUAUGCGAAAAAUGUUACACUAUGUUGAGUCACUAAAAAUGUUUUUACAUGCGGUCUUUUGGAUAAACUGCCUAGACUAGUCUUAAAAAUGUUGUCAUCUAAUUUGUUUUCUUAAAGACUGGACUGGUUUACUUUUUAAAGUAAAUUACAAAACGGUAGAUUGGCCCAAUUUGAAUCAUAAAAGUAAAACUAAUUAGCUCUUGGCUAACUGCUAGUUGGUCAAACUAGUUCUUAAGACACAGUCUUAACGGCUAUGUUUAUGCAACUGACCAAUGGCUUUAAGGAACUGGUGAUUUAGAAUAACUGUUAUCCAUUAUACUUUUGUUAGGCUACUUGUUGCAGAUUAAUACCCUAAACACAUCUAAUCUUUAUUUAUCUUUGCUUUCUACAUGAAUAAUAAAGAAUGGC